GCCAAAAAUACUAAACGUGAUAGAUGGCGCCACAUAACCUUUUUUAGCAUAACCUCAUAAAAUAAAAGGUAUUGAAUUAUGGCUUUUAUUACAAAUAUUUUAGCCAAACAUGUAUUUAGAAUAGAAGAAAAACUUUUAUAUUUAUCCGUUCCUAACCUAUACACGCAAUUUCGGGAGCGACACACUAUAAAUCCAAAACCGAGGCUACGAAAUCCAACUUGGUUGACUAAAAAGAAUCGUGUGGUUCACAAUGAGUUCAUAACCUCAGAUAAUCAAGAAUUUUUGAAAGAAGUUGUUCAAGAUCAAUUUAAAAUAGAAGCGGAAACGUCGUUAAAAAAGGAACACAUUACAAAUAUAGAGUGGACUCCUAAUUUGAAACGAACAGGAGUGAUUGCUAGGAAAAUUGGGAUUUAUCCUAUUUGGUUAAAAAAUGGGGAGAAAGUUUUAACCACCUUAUUGCAAGUUUUAGAUAAUCACGUGAUUAAAUAUUACACUCCUGAAGAAUAUAAUCCUCCAAGAAAACGAAUUGAGAAAAUUUAUAAUAAAAAGGGGGUGAUAUUGCUUGGAGCAGGAAGUACAGAUCCUUCAACAUUUACAAAGGAAUAUUGUGGAAUAUUUCGAGACACAGGAGUUCUUCCAAAAAAACAUUUAGCAAGAUUUUUUGUUAGUCCUGAAGGGAUCCUUCCUCCAGGUACACCAAUUGGAGUCUUACAUUAUCAAGUUGGGAAUUAUGUUGAUGUUCGAGGAAAAACAAUCGAUAGAGGAUUUCAAGGAGUUAUGAAAAGGCAUGGUUUUAAAGGUAUGCCUCGAUCACAUGGUGUAACCAAGACUCAUCGUCGUGGUGGUAAUAUUGGUGGGGGUGGUGAAAAAGCAAGAGUUUGGCCUGGUACAAGAAUGCCAGGUCAUAUGGGGAAUGAGUACCGAGUAAAUAGAGGGCUAAAAAUAUUAAGGAUUAACACGAAAUUUAAUGUUUUAUGGGUAACUGGUCAAGCUAUUCCAGGCGAGACAAAUUCCAUUGUGACUAUUUAUGAUUCGCUUUUACCACUAAGAAAACCCAAGAAAGCACUUCCUUUUCCUACAUUAAUUGAUCCACAAAACGCAGAUUUUCCUGAAGAUAUCUUUGAUGAAGAUGUGCAUUGUUUUGAUAGUCCUAGUAUUGAAUAUAUUGAAUCUUAAAUAAAUUUGUUUUUAAAAACUUUA
Molecule: messenger RNA, 1200 nt
Organism: Onthophagus taurus
Lineage: Eukaryota; Metazoa; Arthropoda; Insecta; Coleoptera; Scarabaeidae
Gene: mRpL3
Product: mitochondrial ribosomal protein L3
Biological process (GO): translation
Cellular component (GO): mitochondrial large ribosomal subunit; ribosome
Molecular function (GO): structural constituent of ribosome
Source: RefSeq, a predicted model, not a curated record